Frieseomelitta varia is the source of this 1638-nucleotide messenger RNA. It is a transcript of the gene rept, whose product is annotated as ruvB-like 2. Gene Ontology annotation, biological process: chromatin remodeling; regulation of transcription by RNA polymerase II; box C/D snoRNP assembly. The transcript has 7 exons. NCBI's taxonomy places the organism in Eukaryota, Metazoa, Arthropoda, Insecta, Hymenoptera, Apidae. The record is from RefSeq and is a predicted model, not a curated record. Gene Ontology annotation, molecular function: DNA helicase activity; ATP hydrolysis activity; ATP binding. Gene Ontology annotation, cellular component: Swr1 complex; NuA4 histone acetyltransferase complex; Ino80 complex. The coding region runs from base 102 to 1490 and encodes 462 amino acids.
UCCCUAACUAGAAUACACAUUAUUCGUGACGCCGCUUGGUUUUAAAGAUUCUGUUUUGUCAAUAACAGUAGCAUUAAUCCACACGUAGGAAUUUUACAAACAUGACGACUGUUGCAGCUGCAAAAUGCCAAGAAGUUCGUGAAAUCACAAGAAUUGAGAGAAUUGGCGCACAUUCUCAUAUUCGAGGUUUAGGUUUGGACGAUAGUUUGGAACCUCGUCAUGUAUCGCAGGGUAUGGUUGGUCAGCUUAUGGCGCGGAGAGCUGCAGGCGUUGUCCUUGAAAUGAUCAAAGAUGGUAAAAUAGCAGGUAGAGCUAUAUUGUUGGCAGGCCAACCUGGUACUGGGAAAACUGCCAUUGCCAUGGGAAUGGCACAAGCCUUGGGCAUGGACACUCCGUUUACCUCAAUGGCAGGUUCUGAAAUAUAUUCGUUGGAAAUGAGCAAAACCGAAGCUCUUACUCAGGCCAUUAGGAAAUCCAUUGGUGUCAGGAUCAAGGAGGAGACAGAAAUUAUAGAAGGUGAAGUGGUCGAAAUACAAGUGGACAGACCUGCUACAGGUGUGGGCGCUAAAGUUGGAAAGCUAACCCUGAAGACAACGGAGAUGGAAACAAUCUACGACCUGGGGAACAAGAUGAUCGACAGUUUGAUGAAAGAGAAAGUGCAAGCUGGAGAUGUGAUCACAAUCGACAAAGCCACAGGCAAAAUAAACAGGCUGGGAAGGUCAUUCACCAGAGCCCGUGACUACGACGCGACUGGCUCUCAAACUCGCUUCGUGCAGUGUCCCGAGGGUGAACUGCAAAAACGCAAAGAGGUCGUCCAUACAGUAACGUUGCAUGAGGUUGAUGUUAUAAACAGUAGAACCCACGGAUUUCUGGCGCUGUUCUCUGGCGACACUGGAGAAAUUAAAUCAGAAGUGCGCGAUCAAAUAAACGCGAAAGUCGCCGAGUGGCGCGAGGAAGGGAAAGCAGAAAUCGUUCCAGGCGUUUUAUUCAUCGACGAGGUUCAUAUGCUCGACAUAGAAUGCUUCUCGUUCCUUAAUCGGGCGCUGGAAAAUGAGAUGGCACCGGUCGUUAUCAUGGCUACAAACAGAGGUAUUACGAGAAUCAGAGGGACAAAUUACAAGAGUCCGCAUGGCAUCCCAAUAGAUUUGUUGGAUCGUAUGAUCAUUGUCCCGACAAGUCCGUAUCAAGAGAAAGAAUUGAAAGAAAUUCUAAAGAUAAGGUGCGAAGAAGAAGAUUGUGAAAUGGCGGAUGACGCUUUAACGGUUCUUACCAGAAUCGCGUUGGAAACCUCGUUGAGAUACGCGAUUCAAUUGAUUACGACUGCUUCUCUCGUUAGUCGGCGAAGAAAGAGCACAGAAGUCAAUAUCGAUGACGUGAAACGUGUCUACUCGUUGUUCCUCGAUGAAAAUAGAUCCACCCAGUUUCUCAAAGAAUAUCAGGAUGAUUUCAUGUUCAACGAAAUACCGGAAGAACCAAUGGAAAUAUCGUAACGAUAGAUAAAUAAAUAAUGACAUGGACGUUGUUUAAUAAAAGUUUGCAAUUUCUUACUUACACCUGCUUUCUUACAAUAUUAAACCUGAUAUACGUAUAAACAUUAUGUCAGAAGUGGCGUGCUAUAUUUCAAAUUAAAUACAAAAA